Messenger RNA from Rhopalosiphum maidis (corn leaf aphid), 510 nucleotides. RefSeq names its product receptor expression-enhancing protein 5-like. Lineage: Eukaryota; Metazoa; Arthropoda; Insecta; Hemiptera; Aphididae. Bases 1 to 510 code for a protein of 169 amino acids. The record is from RefSeq and is a predicted model, not a curated record. The transcript has a single exon.
AUGACUGCGGCGAACGCACUGUCCGCCUUGAACGCGAUUGACGCCGUCCUGCGUGACACCGCCAAACCGUGGCAAAUCCUGUUCGCCUGGGCCGAAAAACGGAGCGGCAUCAGCUGUCUGAAGCUUUUCUUCGGAACGGUUUGCGCCGUGUCCAUGUUCUUGAUCACGAACAGCCUGUGCGCGAUGGUGGUGAGCGACCUGCUCGGAUUCGCGUAUCCCGCUUACGUGACCACCGCGCUGAUGGUGCGCACCGUCGAACAGUUGCCGGCCGGCAGGCCCGCCGACGACCGCGGGUCCGUGUCGCCGGUCCACAGAUGGUUUAUGUACUGGACACUGUACGCCACCGCGUUGACGGUGCAGCAGCUGUGCGGCGGCCUGCUGCGGUCGAUACCGUUCUACUGUUUGAUCAACACCGCGUUUUUCGCAUGGUGCGCCGCACCCAUCGAGGCUAAUGGGGCCGCAUUCGUGUACGCCGUUAUCGUGCGCCGUUACUUUAGCCGCGAACGCUAA